CUAAGUAAGAUGUUUUGGUACAGCAGGCAUAGCUGUUAUUUUGGUCACCAAUCCAUCAUAACAAAUAUUACAGUUAGUUACUGUACUGUAGCUAAUGUCGACUCAGGUAGCUACUAACGCAGAAUCUUGUAAAUUGUCACUCUUCUAGUCUAGCGUUGGGGUAAAGUUAUAAAGUUAUCAGGUCAUGGCAUUUAACUAGUUUACAUAACGUAGACAGCCACAGGGUUAGUUCUGUAUAAUAUUUGGUAGCUAGUUAGCAAGCUUGCUAAAAUUACUACCAACGUUAGCAAGCUAGCGGAUUCAGCUGACUAGCUGCCUAUCAAACUUAAAUUGCAAGGAAUAAAUGCAGUCUUUAACAUGACAUAAAGGUAGCCCGUAAUAAUCAGUAAAUAAUGGCUUGCCUUGCACUUCUACAAUAUAUUUGUCUUGGGCUACGUGUGUAUGUAUGGCUAGCAAGCUAACUAACUAACUUAGGUAGCUAGCCAGUUAGCAAUAAGCGUACCCGCCCCCUGCCUGUUAUUGUUGUUGCUUGUGAACCCAUGUUGCAGUUUGAACGCUUGAACUUCGAACGUUUGAACGUAUUUAGCUAACAAACAUACCUGUAUAACUUUAACUGCCUUUAUCUACCUCUUUAUUUUCGCUGUCACAUUUUCAGCUUUUCUGAGAAUAAAUUGAAUGAAUGCAGUGAAGUGAGGUGCUAAGAACCACCAAAACAAUGCGCAACUGCUGAUGAAGAAUCUAAUCGAGCAAAAAAAAAGUCGUCGACGUUCUAGAAAAGAUUGAGCAUGCGCUUCUGAGACAACAGGUCACUUGACACGAUCAUGAAAGCGAUGUCGACAUAAAAUCAAGUUGAAAGCGGUCUCCUCUUGUCUUCACGACAAGGUCGCUCUAUAGGUUGGUCAAAAUGUAUGCCCUGUACAUUGCGAGUGGACUGUUGGCACUGGUUGCAAGCGACCCCUGUGAUCCUGUAGGAUCGGAACAUAGUGAGCUGCUCCUCUCACUCAAUAAGAAGCUGCUGCGUUCUCUGGAGGACCAGGAAACAUCCCCUAAUCCGAGUGUGCACCUGUCCCUGCGUCUGUCUACUCACCACAACCUUGGCAAGGAGAGUGAUCACCUGAAUGCACUUAAAACAGAUUUACACAAUGACAUUGAGAGCUCUCUGGCUAAUAGCCAGCCAGUGGUGGGUCUCCUGGCCCUUUACACUCUGGCCCUGAAGGCCUCCUGCUAUGAUCUCAACACCCUGACCUUCACCGUCAACCAGAGGAGCGAGACCCUGCUGACUCAUCUCAAGAGACAGAUGGCACUAGAGAAAGAGCACAUCACCUUCAGUCACCGUCCUCUGACAAAUUACUACCAGUACUCUCUAGGCGUGCUGGCACUCUGUGUGAGUGGAGUUAGAGUCAACUCUCACGUCAGCAAGAAGCUCAUCGGGGCUGUAGACCAUGGACAUAUCAAACAUGGAGACUCCGAUUGCAUCGACACGUUUGCCAUGGCUGGAAUGGCCCUACAGUGCCUGAAGGAGUCUGACACUCAGGUGCAGGAUGCGACUCUUGACAAGGCCCUGGGCGUCAUCAAGCAGAAGCUACUGGACUCCCGGCGGGCUGAUGGUCACAUGGGCAAUGAGUUCAGCACAGGCCUGGCAGUGCAGGCCCUGCUGGCUAUGGGCAGUCAGGUGCAGGAGUGUUCUACCUCAAUGGAAGCCAUGAGGUCAGAUGUGAGGAAAGGAACAUAUCUCAACCCCAUGGCCAUGUCCCAAACUCUGCCUGCCCUCCAGCAAAAGACCUAUCUGCAAGUCAAGGGCAAGCAGUGCCGCAAUGAGGAUGACAGCCUGGUCCUGGAGGCCAGGAAGCCAGUGAGGGUGUUACAGAGCAAUACCAAAGUAGCCCUGAAGUUGGAGGUGGUCAAAUCACAUGGGGCUCCUGAUGUCUAUUCUGUUGAUGUGCCAACGGGCACCUCGUUGGUUUAUGCCCUUGAACUCCUUCAAAAGAAGAACAUUGGCUUCACGUUUGAGAAGGAGCCCAGCCUGUGGGGACCCUUCCUGAGCGUGGUGAAUGGGGAACGGGCUCGACAGACCGACCGUAGAUACUGGCGCCUCUCGUCAGACGGCAACACUCUCAGCCAUGGUAUCAAAGACUUCAAGAUUGAGAGGGCUCAACAGGUCACCAUCGAAAACACCAGCUACUGAGAAUCAAGAUGCUUGAAGCACAGUGAUUGAAAAGGUGUCAUGUCAAGUUAUCUGAUGUGAAAGCAAUCCAGCUCAAUAAUGUGAUUUGUAGUGUCAUGUACUAGGAUAUUUUGGGGUAACAAAAUUGUAGAGAUCUUAGCUCAAAGGUUUGCAACAACUUUUAUGGACUUGAUUCAUUUCCCCAGUGAAUAUGAAUAGUUAAUUUUAGCAGAGACUCAUGACUUUCUUUACUUUUACCUCUAUGGAUUAAAAACACAUUAUGUAUGAACAUUUAUACAGAAUAUAAUUGCCUUUUUUAUACUUAACAUGUCAUACUUUUUUGUUUGUUUUAAUGUAUGGUUUAAACAUUUUGCAUUUGAAUAAACAAGAUAAACCUUUGGCUA
This is a messenger RNA of Oncorhynchus gorbuscha (pink salmon), 2568 nucleotides long. RefSeq names its product transcobalamin II (gene tcn2). The transcript is spliced from 10 exons. Lineage: Eukaryota; Metazoa; Chordata; Actinopteri; Salmoniformes; Salmonidae. Gene Ontology annotation, molecular function: cobalamin binding. Bases 905 to 2185 code for a protein of 426 amino acids. Gene Ontology annotation, biological process: cobalamin transport. The record is from RefSeq and is a predicted model, not a curated record.